Molecule: messenger RNA, 960 nt
Organism: Aspergillus piperis CBS 112811
Lineage: Eukaryota; Fungi; Ascomycota; Eurotiomycetes; Eurotiales; Aspergillaceae
Exons: 1
Coding region: 196-564 (122 amino acids)
Source: RefSeq, a predicted model, not a curated record
CGCUUCAUAAAAUUUAGACAAGCUACACAGUCUAUGUACAGCUAGUCAAACAUAUUUUGCUCAACCUGAUCGUUGCUUCAAUGCCUUCUGCCCUCCGUUAGAUUGUUUCAAACUCGUACUGCUGCAAACAGCAUCCACACCCGAACACAAAUGCAAUAGUGCAACUUCCUACUCGUCUGAUUAAAAGGCUCUUCCAUGUCAGGGACAAUGAUAAAUGACAUAAAUGACGAAUCUCGGGUCUCAAAUCAAACACCUCAAACUUCAGCAGCAGGUCAUGUUGCCCGCCGGCCGUCUCAAUAUUAUGCCAACCAUUUCGAGGAUAUCAUUGCAGACGAGAAUGUUUUUCAACUGAUUGGUUCUUCCAGUGGGCAAACGACGAUGGCCAAAACCGUCUCCGCCAAGGCGCACGCAACUCAAUGUUUUGGGGAUGUGUCCGAUACCACAUUCCAGCAGAUCUCGAAGGAUCGCUCCCGCAGCACAGAGAAGGGAAAAGUUGAGGGCCAGCAUGAUAGUGUACGCCAUGAUGCAGUUGGGCCCGGACGAAGGCUGGGCCGUGAUACCUAAAGUAUCUUAAAAAAUUUUUUGUGUAUGUCUGAUUCUACUUUGUGGCAAACUUUUCUUAUUCUGGCGAGAGAUACAAUUAACGAGCGGCACACAUCCGAGUGACUGAUGUGACGGCUACUCGCUCCGGCUGCUUUGUGGUCCAGUCCAGUCCCAUACCUGCUCAGGGUUACUUUUCGGGUCUUGCGGGAUAUGUAGAUACGUUCUGUCUACUCAUAACCGAUAGCUUCGUUUCAUUUUUACGGAUAUCCAGUCAUGUCUUGGUUAAGCCGAAUUGCCGUAUGACAGAAGACUUUCAAUUAGGUUUCAAAUCUUUGAAUAUGAAGUUUACGAACUAAGGUCUUUGUUCAGGUUUCAGUGGUUUAGCAAUACAACCAAAAUCCUGGACGUAUUCCACGA